UAUUUUGACCCGUUUACAAAUCAACCCAAGUUAACCUUGGCCCAGUCUGAUUACAAAAGCCCUAAUCUGCCCUAUAUUUUUAUUUCCCUUCCGGAGUAAGCUCAGCACACAUUGAGCGCUUGUAGCUGCCGGCACCAUCCCUGCCCUAAACACCAUUAUUUUGCAGAGGGAAAGAGACAUGAAGUUCAUCGCUGCAUACUUGUUGGCUGUGCUCGGAGGCAAAACCAGCCCUUCCGCCGGUGACAUCAAGAAAAUCCUUUCUUCUGUUGGUGCCGAGGCCGAUGAUAGUAAGCUUGAGCUGCUCUUGUCUCAAGUUGAGGGGAAAGAUAUCACUGAGUUGAUUGCAGCUGGAAGGGAGAAAUUAGCUUCCGUACCAAGCGGUGGUGGUGGUGUGGCAGCUGUUGCUGCUGCACCUUCCAGUGGCGGUGGGGCUGCCCCAGCUGCUGAAGAGAAGAAAAAGGAAGAGAAGGUUGAAGAUGAAUCCGAAGAGGAGAUGGGCUUUGAUCUUUUUGGAGGAGAUGAUUAGAUUUGUUUUACUUCUAUAUGUUUGUUUGGAUAAUACUAUCAAGUUUUAGCACCCCUUCCUGUUUUUGACUCUAUAAUGAAGAAUAGCUGAAUCAUGAACCUGACAUCUCCAUCUUCAUUACCCUUUCAAGCCUACUUUUGAAAACAAUUUUUAUUAGAGUUUCAAACCAUAUUGUGUAUUUGAGUUUCAGUGAUUCUGCUGGCAUUAUUUACCGAUUUAUUCUCUUGCCAUCAAUAAGAGCGGUGUAGGACUUGUUGUGGCUUUUAGCUUGUGGGUUGUGCGGAGCAUUGGGGAAAGCCUCCUAUAGCAUGUGUAGACUAUGAGACUGUUUGGGAUGCUUAUGGGAACAUGGAUACAAGUCCCUGUAUCAUGAGCUCUUUUUUGGAAUAAGCUCCACCAAUCUGUUGCAGUGUUGCUUCUUAAAUCAGGCACUAAACAUACUCUUUAACCGUUAAAAGAACUUUUCCCAUUUUCC
Molecule: messenger RNA, 1001 nt
Organism: Cuscuta epithymum
Lineage: Eukaryota; Viridiplantae; Streptophyta; Magnoliopsida; Solanales; Convolvulaceae
Source: the annotation of a GenBank genome assembly